Messenger RNA from Torulaspora globosa, 1236 nucleotides. It is a transcript of the gene PNT1, whose product is annotated as Pnt1p. Bases 1 to 1236 code for a protein of 411 amino acids. The transcript has a single exon. The record is from RefSeq and is a predicted model, not a curated record. NCBI's taxonomy places the organism in Eukaryota, Fungi, Ascomycota, Saccharomycetes, Saccharomycetales, Saccharomycetaceae.
AUGGGUUCUUGGUUCAUUCAGGGCUGUGUGCUACGUAGUAAGGUGGCCUCGAGGCCGCUACAAUAUUCGACUCAGGCGCAUCAGCAGCUUCCACUGUCGCUCAGUAGCAUCAACGUUGCGGGACAGGGCAUGAAGGCUAAUAAACUGCUCAAAAAGCUUGGUUUGAAACUGAAAGCUGGGGAAUUGCAGCUUGUGAAACUAGCCGAAAAUUGCGAUGGCGGGAUUAACAGUGACAGAUCUUUACCAAUGACCGAAUUUCCCAAGCAGAAGAUCUUCAUCGAAGUUGCUAGCGAUAAUGGCAUAGCUGCCUGGAGAAAAGGUAUCGUGAAAUGGUUUCGACUGGGUGUGCAUAUGAUGAAGUACUACAAAUAUGGCCUGCAAAAUACUUAUAGAGUGGCCAAAGAUACAAAAUACCUUAUAGCGGAUAAAGAUCUCGAUUCCAAAACACCUCUAGCGACGCAAAUGGCCAAGUUAAUUGAGUUCAACGAAAUUCGAGCCCGAUUGAACAAGGCUCCCAAUAGUCUACCUUUAACUAGAAAGCAAUUUGUGGAAUAUUAUAGGCGAGGUCAGGUUUGGAAGAUUCCGACGUUCUUUUUGAUAGCUCUGGUGCUUGAAGAGCUCACUGCAGUGAUAUGUUAUUUCUUUCCCAAGGUGGCUCCUCACAAUUGUCUGACACCAGGUGGCUACCUCAAGAUCAGUCGAUCCCACGCCAACAUUACUGAUCUCAAGGAUCCUGCCAAGUACAAGUCACCCUAUAAUCUGGCUAAGAAACAGCUAUUCCAAAUUCUGCGAACAUCACCGAUAAUUCAAACUCCGAGCUGGAGGUUGAGAGUUUAUGCAUUGAUUGAUAACAAAAGGCAGCCCUGCGAAACGUUGGUGCAAAUCCACCAAUACUUGUUUGUUGAUGAUUGGCUGCUGCUGAAGAGUAUUUUAACUGGAAAGGAAGCUCGACUAAGUUACCGAGAAUUGGUUAAUUGCAUAUGGGAAAGACAACUAUAUUCGAAAGAUGAAGAUCUAAACAAAAUGGUUAAUGAUGACACGGGAAGGCGGAUACUGAUUUGGAGGUUAUUUUUGUAUUGGUCUUUUAGGUUCGACAAGACAGUUACUGUUGGCGGCGAUCAACUGUUCUCUGAAAAAUGGGGAGUCAACAAUGUUUCGAUCUUGAACCACACGGGUCUUGACGGACGUCAAUUACUGGGAGUGAAAGGUCUAUCAGCUUUAGAAGAAAAUGUGUAA